Messenger RNA from Pediculus humanus corporis (human body louse), 1605 nucleotides. RefSeq lists its product as uncharacterized. The transcript is spliced from 6 exons. Gene Ontology annotation, biological process: maturation of LSU-rRNA; maturation of 5.8S rRNA. Lineage: Eukaryota; Metazoa; Arthropoda; Insecta; Psocodea; Pediculidae. Gene Ontology annotation, cellular component: preribosome, large subunit precursor; Las1 complex. Gene Ontology annotation, molecular function: endonuclease activity. Bases 1 to 1605 code for a protein of 534 amino acids. The record is from RefSeq and is a predicted model, not a curated record.
AUGGAAUACAGAGAGAUAAAUCAUUUGAAUCGUGCUUACGAUUUAAUUCUAAUGUGGAAAUUAAAAUAUUCUUUUUUGCCAACCUAUGUCGAAUCAACUCUUUGCAUUCUUCAAGUUGCACUUAAAGAAUAUAAACUUAAUAAUAAUAAUGAUGGAUUAAUACCUACAAGCGAUGAACACGAUUUGCAAUUGUCUUAUUCCACAGCUUUAAUACGUUUUGUUAAUCACGUAUCCAAUCUUGUUGCUCAUAAACAUGAUAAAACAUUGUAUUCGUCUGCAAAACUUCAAAACAUACCAGAUUGGAUUGUUAACAUCAGGCAUGAAGCUGCACAUCUUCAAAAUUUACCAUCUUUAGAUGCAUUACAUGCAGCAAUUAAAAUCUCAUUCCAGUGGCUAAUCAAAAAUUACUGGAUGAAAAAUAACGUUCUUAAUAAAAAUAUGAUGACAAAUUGUGAUUUAAAUUUAAAUAUUACUGACCAUGAUAAAAGAAAUGCUAUUAAUUUUUUUCAAAACACAAUCGAAAUGUUAAUACUCAGCUGGUCGAAAAAAAAACAUUUUUUUAAAGAAAAUGAAAUAAGUAAAAAAUUUAGAUAUAAUUUAGAAACAUUUUUAACACAAAUUAAAGAAUUGUCGCUGGAAGAAAUUCAUUCUCGAAUAAAUCACCAUGAGGUUUUUAAUAAUGUGUUUAAUCACAUAAGUUCCGAAAAAAAUAAUUUCGAAUCAAAUUUUAAAAUUAUUAAAACGAUGAAAUUUGGAGGAACAUUAUUUAAAUUUAUGUUAGAAAUUUUAAGGCAGACACAGUACAAACAAUAUUUUAUUCCAGCUUUGAUGGAAUCAUCAUUUUUACAAGAUAAAUGUAUAAAUGUUUCAAAAUGGCAAAAAGUUUUAAUAUUAAUUCAAAGUGCUUCUUUACUUGAUUCCCUCAUUGAAAACCUAAUGAAAAUGGCUGCAAAUGAUAAUAUAGAAGCAUCAAAAUGGCUCAUGAUAUUGUAUCCAUCGUUGGAAUUACUCGAAAAAAAAUGGGCCAUAUUUAAAGUUUUUCGGUGUGAAAAUAAAAAUGCAUCGACUGAUGAAAUAAAAGAAGAAUUGAAAAGUUUAAGAAGUGAUCAAAAAGGGAAAAUCAAGGGGAAAAAUAUAAUAGCAUUUAAAAUUAAAAAACCGCCAGUGAUUAAUUUAAAAAUGUUUGAAGGAGUUUUAUUAAAUCCGAAUACUCACUGUUUGAAUAAAAUUAUUCUUUACAUGAAAUUCAUAAAACCUUCAUUGCCUCAAUCGACAGUUACCCUAAUAAAAAAUUUAAUUGCAUUUAAUAAUUUAAAAUUGAUGAAAAAUGUUGACGGUGAAAAAAAUGAUAAAAUUUUUAAUUUGAGUGAUUUGAAAUUAUUAUCCGGGAACAAUGAAAGUGAUCACAGGUUAAUUGAUAAUUUUAACGAUGAAUAUGAAGGAGAUUGGUGUAAAAGUAAAAUAGGUACUCAAAUAUGGAGUAAAUGUCCCAUAGGUUUAUUACCUUUUCAAAGCAAAGUAAAUUGUAACCUUCCAGAGGAUCAUGUUUGGGUUGUUGAAAAACCUCAAAUGAAAUCAAAAGAAAAGAACUUUAUGAUUUUGUAA